This is a messenger RNA of Vespula pensylvanica (western yellowjacket), 684 nucleotides long. Its product is annotated as EF-hand calcium-binding domain-containing protein 1-like. Gene Ontology annotation, biological process: calcium-mediated signaling. Bases 1 to 669 code for a protein of 222 amino acids. The record is from RefSeq and is a predicted model, not a curated record. The transcript has 5 exons. Gene Ontology annotation, molecular function: kinase binding; calcium ion binding. Lineage: Eukaryota; Metazoa; Arthropoda; Insecta; Hymenoptera; Vespidae.
AUGCCAGCCGAAAUUCCUAUUUGUGCUUUAAAUUCCCCGUCGAUCGAAUACUCUUUCCGAAGCAAGAAUAAGAAUAAUUUUAAAAAAAUCGCUGAAAGAACACAUUUCUCGUACAGAGAAGUGGAAGCUCUGGCCGUGAUACACCGAAAAAUUUUGCAAACUUGCGGUCCAAUAAGUCGUUUCGUUUUUCGCGACAUAUUUCAUUCUGGAUUCGAUUUUACCGAAAAUAUACGUCAUCUACUGAUAGAUAGAUUAUUUUCUGGUAUCGAUAAAACAAAUUCUCUUCAAAUUCGUAUGGAUCAUUGGAUCGAAGGUCUCUCGAUAAUUCUUCGUGGCACUUUAGACGAAAAAAUAAGCUUCGCUUAUAAAGUCUACGAUUUAUUAAGAACAAAUAGAUUAAAAAAGGAACAUAUAUUUCCGAUAAUGAGAGGAUGCUUGAUCGCCCAUUUACCUGAUGAAGAUCCAGAUGAUGGCGUAAAGGAUUUGAUAGAAAUGAUAAUUAGAAAACUCGACGUAGAUCGCGACGGAUACGUUUCCGAAAAUGAUUUUCGAACGGCAGUUAAAGAAAGAGGAGAAUUCCUUUUGGAAUGCAUGGGUCCUAUUUUUCCUUCCAGAGAAGCACGACACACAUUUUUAACUACAUUUACCGAUCAUGUUGGACCAAUUUAAAGUUUUAUUAGAUUA